AUGAAUUCCCAUCCCGUACGAGCCGUACCGAGUUUGGCCUUGCCUAGCCCGACAGAAAUCCGCUCUCUAGUUAUAACACUUGGUCAUGGCCUCCUGAGCAGAUUAGCAUUGUUGGAUUUAUUAACUGAAGAUGGGGAUCAUGUGUGCAUGCUCGUCCACCCCCAAUGGGAGAGGGAUGAAGAGAGCGGAACGCUAGCCACUCCAGGGGAAAAUCAUCAGCCCAACCUAGUGGACAAGAAAACAUCAACACAUCAAGUAUACGAGGUCUCAGUUCGUUUCCUCAUAAUGUUGGACGAUAUUAAAACUUUAAUAGCCAAACGGGCUGCUCUCAAAACGCGUUUGACAAAGUUUAACAAUUUCAUAGCAGACCCUCGAAACGUUAAAAAGGCAAUAGAAUUAAAAAGGCGGUUAGCAUCAAUCGAACCUUGCUUACGCGAAUAUCAAGACAUUGAAGUGCAAAUAUCCACUGUGGACGAAAUACAAGUCAAGGACGACGAAGCAACCGAAUUCGAAAAUAAAUAUUUUGAAGCUGUGAGUAAUGCAGAAAGCUUAAUCCAAGCUGCCGGGGCUUUGGAGUCAGUACCUAACUCGAAUUCGUCAUCAAACCGUAACGAAACGCUUCCGGUCAAGCUACCUGAAAUUUGUUUGCCCACGUUUGAUGGGUCCUUUACUGAAUGGCUUAGUUUUCGAGAUUCUUUUCAAUCUUUAAUUAAUAAUAAUACCAGUUUAAAUGCCAUUCAAAAGUUUCACUACUUAAAAGGUACUUUAUCGGGCGAAGCACAAAAAACAAUUAGCCAUUUGACACCGUCCACCGAUAAUUACGCGGCAGCAUGGGCGUUACUCGUGGAAAGGUAUGAAAAUAACCGACUGAUCAGUCAGCAUCACGUGCGCUCGUUAUUUUCAUUGCCCAACAUUAAUCCAAAGGAUUCUGCAUCGCUCAGAACCCUUUUGCAAAUAGUCAAUUCGAAUCUUAAGGCAUUAGAGGGAAUUGGACGUCCCGUACAUCAAUGGGAUGAUCUUCUUAUUCAUUUAAUUUCUUGUAAAUUUGAUCACGGCACAACUAUUGCAUGGGAAGGUACAUUGUCCAAAGACAUUCCCACAACAACAAGCAUUCUUGAAUUUCUGACACAACGUUGUCAAAUGUUCGAAUCAUUUGAAGCGACAUUUCUUAGUAAUAAAUUUAACGUUCCAAAUAAACCCAAAUUUCCGUUCAAUGCUAAGUACAAUAAGCCAUCCAGUCAUAUCGUAAACAGAAACGAACAUAGUCAAAUAUCUUGCAAUUACUGCAAACAAUCGCAUACUAUCUUUUUUUGUCAGAGUUUCCUAGGUCUUAACGUGGAUCGCAGAUUAAAUGAAAUAAAAAAACGACAUUUAUGCACGAAUUGCCUACGUAGCGGACAUACACUCGAGACCUGCAACGCCGGCAAUUGUAAAAAAUGCAAUAGACGUCAUAAUACUCUUUUGCACAUAGAAUCGCAGCCACAACCCUCUUCAAGUACAAUGAGCAAUUGUGCACAAAUUUUAAGCAAAAAUGUAAUUUUAUCAACCACACAAGUUUUGGCGACAGGUGCUAAUAACAAAGGCAUAAAAUUUCGUAGUUUGCUAGAUAAUGGUUCAGUCUCAAAUUUUAUUACCGAGCGAGCUGUACAAAAAUUGGGGUUAAAAACUAUACACAAAAUCAAUUUACCCCUGAUAGGAAUUGCAUGCAAAUCUUCUAUUAUUAGUAAAGCAGUCAGUGUAAAAAUUUCAUCAAUUUCCAAUUCAUUCAAGGCCUACUUGGACUUCUUAAUUGUUCCCGAAAUCACGGGUAACGUACCUGCGCAAUCAUUUACACCAUUGCAAAAUCUACCCACCAAUAUCAAAUUAGCCGAUCCGUUUUAUAAUAAGUCACUAGCCGUUGACCUCUUGAUAGGGAACGAAAUAUUUUGGGACAUACUUUGCAUUGGUCAGUUCCGAAUUAACAAAAAUGGCCCGACAUUACAAAAAACCCAGUUCGGUUGGGUAAUUGGAGGCGUUCUAAAUCAGUUUAAUUCAUCAAAUAACUUAACCUCAUGUAACCUUUCAAAUAUUUCGUUAGAUAAACAAAUUAUAAAGUUCUGGGAAGUAGAAAAUUUACCUGAAAAAUCAGACAGUUCAAGCGUAAACAACACCUGCGAAGUACAUUUCAAGGAAACCUUUACAAGGGAUGCAACUAGUGGUAGGUUUAUUGUAAAGCUCCCAUUGAUAAACGAACCGCCUUGCUUGGGACCGGAACUUAUUUCAGCAGUACUCGAAAUUUAUGAGGGUCUAUCUAGCACUGGGGCACAUGACCGAAAUACCGAAUGUGAACCCGACAAUUCCGGUUAUUUUUUAAGCCAUCAUCCGGUCCACAACGAAUCGUCAACGACCACCAAAUUGCGGGUUGUUUUCAAUGCGUCCAUGAAAACUGAUAACAAUAAAUCCAUAAAUGAUAAUCUAUUAGUCGGCCCUAAUCUCCAACAAGAUCUGUUCAGCAUUUUAAUUAGAUUUAGGAUUCAUAAAGUAGUCGUUUGUGCGGACUUAAAAAAGAUGUAUCGUCAAAUACUUUUACAUCCAGACCAUCGUAAGUAUCAAAAAAUAUUUUGGCGAAAUGAUUCAGGCGAGGAUAUCAAGGUUUACCAACUGAACACGGUCACAUAUGGAUUUGCUAGUUCGUCAUAUCUAGCAACGAGAUGUGUGCAUGAACUAGCUAAUCUAGAAAUGCAAAAUUUUCCGGAAGCAGCAACCAUUACUUUACGUGACAUGUACGUGGACGAUUUGAUCUAUGGCUCAUCCAAUGUUGCGGACGCGGCACAAUUACUAAAUGAUAUCAAGCAAAUUUUAAUUAAGGCAGGUUUUGAGUUACACAAAAUAAGUUCCAAUUAUUCAUGUGAUUUCGGUUUUGACGAGGAACUUCAACAACAAGAGCAGAUUUCUUUAGACAAACAAAAUACCAUUAAAACAUUAGGCUUAUUCUGGGAUAAUAAUAAUGACAUAAUUAAGUACUCCUCCACUCACUCGAAAAAUCCAAGAAUUAACAAAAUUACUAAACGCGGCAUUUUAAGCACGAUCGCUCAUAUUUUCGAUCCGUUGGGAUUAGCGGCACCUGUAGUCAUAACUGCUAAAAUUAUUUUACAAAAAUUAUGGUCACUAAAACUAGAUUGGGACGAAAGUUUACCUAUUGAAUUACACACAAUGUGGUGCGAAUUUCUAGAAACCUUUUCACAGCUUAACCAGGUAGCGGUACCGCGCCGAGCUAUUUGCGAUUAUCAACAAGUCGAAAUCCACGGAUUUUGCGAUGCAAGUCAACUUGCAUACGGGGCAUGUGUUUAUUUGAGAUCUCAAGGUCCGGACGGUACUUAUCAAAGCCAUAUUUUGUGCUCAAAAAACAAGGUGGCUCCCUUACAAUCAUUAACCAUUCCCCGAUUAGAACUGUGCGGAGCUCUGCUUUUGGCCAAAUUGGUAUAUAAGGUAACCAAAUCUUUAUCUAAUUUUCAAAUCCGUAAUUAUUAUUAUUGGACCGAUUCUACAAUUGUAUUGGCAUGGCUCCGUACAGAACCCGCCUUAUUAAAAUCUUUCGCUUCCCACAGAGUCUCAGAAAUUCAGUCUCUAGCCCCUUAUAACAAUUGGUACCACAUUCCAUCAAAUCAAAACCCUGCGGACAUUCUGUCGCGUGGCGACACUCCGCGUCAUUUGAUGUCUUCAGAUUUGUGGUGGCACGGCCCUAGUUUUUUAACAACGCCACACAUACCAUAUAUACAAGAAGUCCCCUCAGGCACUAAUUUACCAGAAAUGAAACCAAAAUGUUGUUUAAUAGUGCAAAGGGUCACUAAACAUUGUUCCCUUUGGUCUAAGUUUUCAAAUUUUGACAAAUUGUUAAGAAUUACCGCUCUCGUGCGUCGUUUCAUUUUUAAUUUAAAAAACAAACAUAAUAAAAAAUUGGGCGCUGUAACUUGCAGCGAACUACGAGAGGCCCAUAGCUUAAUAAUAACACAAGUUCAAUCCGAAGCCUUUCACAUCGAUAUUCACAAUAUCAAAAAACAUAAUCAGGUUGCCAAUAACAGUAAAAUAAAAAACUUAAGCCCCUUCAUUGACUCUUCUGGGUUAGUAAGAGUUGGAGGUAGAUUAGCAUACUCCAACAUUCAUAACGAUCGGAAAUACCCUCUAUUGCUGCCGAAACAGCAUUUCAUUACAAAUCUAAUUAUUAAGAAAUAUCAUGUCGAAAAUUUGCACAUCGGUUGUCAAGGUACUUUAGCAGCAGUACGCCAACGAUAUUGGCCUGUUUCAGCCAAAAACGCGGUUAAAUUAGUCAUUUUCAAUUGCCUAAGGUGUUAUCGAUGCAAACCAAUUUCAUAUGAACAAUUGAUGGCUGAUCUCCCGGUAACACGAGUAACUCCAUCGCGGCCAUUUACAGUAACUGGUGUUGAUUAUGCAGGGCCAUUCACACUAAAAAACGGCCAUGGAAGGACGGUAAAAACAAUAAAGGGUUACAUCGCCGUCUUUGUGUGCUUCGCUACCAAAGCAGUGCAUAUAGAGCUUGUGUGUGACUGCACGUCAAAUUCAUUUUUGAAUGCAUUAAAGCGGUUUCUCUCCCGUAGAGGUAAACCAAGUCAGAUUCAUUCUGACAACGGAACGACUUUCGUAGGCAGUAACCGGCAUUUAAAAGAGUUAUAUCAAUUAUUCCAAACAAAAUCAUUUAAAGAUGUGGUAGUAGGCAAUCUUUCAAAUUUAGGCAUUAUUUGGAAUUUUAUUCCUCCAAACGCCCCCCACAUGGGCGGUUUAUGGGAGGCUGCUGUAAAGUCAAUUAAAGGGCACAUUAGACGAGUUUUAAAUAAUACUUUGCUGAACUAUGAGGAAAUGAAUACCGUGUUGAUUAUGAUAGAGCUUCUGGAGAAGAUGAGACAAGAUGUGUGGAAACGGUGGUCCAACGAGUACCUGCAUCAGUUACAAACCAGGUACAAGUGGAGGAACGUUCCAGCAUUGAAGCCCGCCAAGGGGGACCUGGUGGUAGUCCGCGAGGCCAGCACUCCGCCACAACAGUGGCCUUUAGGGCGAAUCGAGGAGCUACACCCGGGAAAGGACGGACAGUGUCGUGUAGUGACGAUCAAAACAAUGCGGGGAGUGUUUAAAAGACCAUUAACGAAAAUUUGCGUUUUGCCCAUGGACUCUAACAAGGACUGUUGUUUCAUAACAACAAGUAUUAUGGUGACUAUCAAACAGGAAGUUAAUGUAACAGAGUCGCUACCUCAAACGCCUGUAACGACAGCAUUCCACGUCAUUUGUCGAGGUAACGAUUAA
Zophobas morio is the source of this 5295-nucleotide messenger RNA. RefSeq lists its product as uncharacterized. The coding region runs from base 1 to 5295 and encodes 1764 amino acids. The transcript is spliced from 10 exons. Lineage: Eukaryota; Metazoa; Arthropoda; Insecta; Coleoptera; Tenebrionidae. The record is from RefSeq and is a predicted model, not a curated record. Gene Ontology annotation, molecular function: nucleic acid binding. Gene Ontology annotation, biological process: DNA integration.